Molecule: messenger RNA, 1002 nt
Organism: Trichoderma aggressivum f. europaeum
Lineage: Eukaryota; Fungi; Ascomycota; Sordariomycetes; Hypocreales; Hypocreaceae
Exons: 2
Coding region: 1-1002 (333 amino acids)
Source: RefSeq, a predicted model, not a curated record
AUGGCCACCAAAGAGCCAAAAGAGAAAUGGGGGGAGUAUUCCACCAGCGUUGUGCGCCUCACUUUUCUGCCCGACCACCGCGAUAAAUUAGGCGUCUCUGAACAAUGGUACCAGGUCAUGGACUCGCUUAAACACCAGCCUAAUUUCGCCUAUGUUUCCAAGGGAGAAUCAAUCAAUGACGAACUUGAUAUCAUCUUGUUCAUUGCCUGGGGUGGUACUGCAAAACCGUCAGCCUCUUUUCUCUCGGGAAAUCUCGAUUGCAUUUUCUCACCCCUUGACACCUUUGUCGUCAAGCAGCCUCAACUGAUGUGUAACCUCUCUUUUAAUGGGUGGGGUAACAGCCAGUCUUGGUCAUGGGACACCAGCGAAAUGGGGUUUGACCACAUAUCGGAGUUUAUGAUAAUUCGCGGACCGGCUCAGGCAACCGAGCUAGCUCUGAAGGAAAUCAAGCUGAAAAUCGCAUGUUAUAAUGACGCGCGGCACCUUGCAAUAGACUGUUGCGGCUAUGCUUGCCAUGAUUGGCUUUUAAUGCACGCGUUUUUCGCCCGCGUGGAGGAAGAUUGGGAGAAACGUCCCGAUGCAGCCAGCUUCCUCCUUGAUAUAGCCUGGAGGGGCCGGGACGAACGCCGUGAAUACCAAGAUCCUACCAUACCUGAUCGCACGCUACCUCCUGAGACAGAACGUUGUUUCCCAAGCGAUUUCUGGCAAAAAACGGUCGUCGAACGACUAGAGAGUGUGGGCGCCACCACUUCAUCAUGGACUUACCACAAGGCAGAGGCUGUCCGUGAUAGGGAGGGAUACGAGACAAAGCAGACAAAGCAGACAAAGCAGACAAAGCAGACAAAGCAGACAAAGCAGACAAAGCAGACAAAGCAGACAAAGCAGACAAAGCAGACAAAGCAGACAAAGCAGAAGAAGAAGAAGAAGAAGAAGAAGAAGAAGAAGAAGAAGAAGAAGAAGAAGAAGAAGAAGAAGAAGAAGAAGAAGGGCAAGGGCAAGUAG